Molecule: messenger RNA, 648 nt
Organism: Neospora caninum
Lineage: Eukaryota; Apicomplexa; Conoidasida; Eucoccidiorida; Sarcocystidae
Exons: 1
Coding region: 1-648 (215 amino acids)
Source: RefSeq, a predicted model, not a curated record
AUGAAAGAGAGCGAUUUCACGCUUGUGGCGCCGCGGCAGCCACAUGGCGCCUUGACGCAAACCCCAGGCGAGGCUCGCCGGCCGAGGCGACGGCCGCUGCUGUCUCUGCUCGCCGCUGUGAUCAGUUUGGUCGUUUUCUGCAUCUGCAUCGAAGCGCCAACAGGAGUUGAGGCCGACAUAUGGAAAGAAUUGAAAUCCCAAAGGAAAUUACUCAAGUCAGAGGAGAAAUUAAUGAAGAAAUUUAGAAAGAAGCUGAGGAAGUAUAACAAAAAAACCUCGUCCGGUUGGACUUCGUCCUCGAGGACAAAAGCAAAAAUGAAGGCGGCAAAGUAUGUGGGAAAGUUGAAACAGCAAAUGCUGGUUGUCAAGGAAAAUGUGAUGAAGCUCCAGUCGAAGAUGGGAAAGGCUAAAGAAGAACUAAAGCAUCUGUCGGGGAGGAAACAGAGGAAGAAACAAAAGAAGAUCGAUGAAGCGCAAGAGAGGUUGGUAAAAACGUCGGCGGAGUAUAAAAAAGCGAUUUCAGAGCUGCAAAAUACCGGAGAAAAUAUAGACGAUCUCACCUUACCUACGAUUAGCAGUGGUGGCGAUUAUGAAGAGGAGGGUGACGGAUCGUCAGACGACGAUCGCGACGUCCGAAAAAAAUCAUGA